Messenger RNA from Phodopus roborovskii (desert hamster), 2326 nucleotides. RefSeq names its product premelanosome protein (gene Pmel). Gene Ontology annotation, cellular component: melanosome. Gene Ontology annotation, biological process: melanosome organization. The record is from RefSeq and is a predicted model, not a curated record. Lineage: Eukaryota; Metazoa; Chordata; Mammalia; Rodentia; Cricetidae.
AUGGAUGUGCGGACCAAGUGGCCUCUCCCUCUGUUUGUGCUGAGUGCUUUGCUGGCUGUGGGGGCCGUAGAAGUUUCAGUUGCCCUCCAUACCACCAAAAUAAAUACAUUGCACUUUGAAUGUAACAAUGAGGUGACAUGGGACAUAGCACUGUCCUCUGAGAAGGGACUAAGGCUCUUAGCAUCUUAUGGCACGUUCCUUUUAGGAUCCAGGAACCAGGACUGGCUUGGUGUCCCACAGCAACUUGAAACUAAGGCCUGGGACAGGCAGCUAUAUCCUGAGUGGACAGAGGUGCAGAGGCCUGACUGCUGGAGAGGAGGCCAGGUGUCUCUGAAGGUCAGAAAUGAUGGACCUACACUAGUUGGUGCAAAUGCUUCCUUUUCCAUUUCCCUGCACUUCCCUGAAAGCCAAAAGGUACUGCCAGAUGGGCAGGUUAUCUGGACCAACAACACCAUUGUCAAUGGGAGCCAGGUGUGGGGAGGACAGUCAGUGUAUCCACAGGAACCUGAUGAUGCCUGCAUCUUCCCUGACGGUGGACCCUGCCCGUCUGGUCCUCAGCCUCCCAGAAGAAGCUUUGUCUAUGUUUGGAAGACCUGGGGACAAUACUGGCAGGUUCUGGGGGGCCCGGUGUCCAGGCUGAGCAUUGCAACAGGCCACCAGAGGCUGGGCACACACACCAUGGAAGUGACUGUCUACCACAGACGGGGUGCCCAGAGCUACGUGCCCCUUGCCCAUUCCAGUUCAGCCUUCACCAUCACCGGUAAGAGGAACAAGACCAGGAAGGCAGAGGGCGUGAGGUGGGGAGGCUGGCUUGGCCGAGAAAGAGGAAGUCACCUCCAACCUUCAAAGGGGAGGGCCAGAAAGACCUGGGCAGAGGAACAGGAGAGGAAUAACGAACGACUGGCUGGUCAGCUUGUGUGUGAAGAAGAAUGUGACUCCGCCUGUUUCUUGUUUUUUCUGGUUCCAACCCCAGACCAGGUCCCCUUCUCAGUGAGUGUGUCCCAGCUGCAGGCCUUGGAUGGAGGAAACAAGCGCUUCCUGAGAAAUCAGCCUCUCAUCUUUGCCCUCCAUCUCCACGAUCCCAGCGGCUAUUUGGUUGAGGCUGACCUCUCCUACACAUGGGACUUCGGAGACAACACUGGGACCCUGAUCUCUCGGGCAGUCGAGGUCACUCACACGUAUCUGGAGUCCAGCUCAGUCACUGCCCAGGUGGUACUGCAGGCUGCCAUUCCCCUUGGUCCCUGUGGUUCCUCCCCAGUCCCUGGUACCACAGAUGGCUACAUGCCAACUGCAGACGCACCUGGAACCACAUCUAGACAAAGGACCACUACAGAAGUUGUGGGUACUACAGCUGGCCAGAUGCCAACUGCAGAGCCCUCUGGAACCACAGCUAUACAAAUGCCAACCACAGAAGGCAUAACUACUACUACUACCUCCGAGCAGCUGCUGACCUCAGCGGUCCUAGAUACCACACUGGCAGAGAUGUCAACUGUAGAGGGUGGAGGUACCACACCCACAAGGCCCACCGGAACCACAGAGUUGGUAGAAAAUACCACUGGAGAGUUACCAACUCCUGAACCCAAGGGUCCAAAUGCCAGCACAUCUCAGCCUACACAAAGUUCUACAGGAUCCAUCACCCCUCUCCUGGAUAGUACAGACACCUUAAUGCUUGUGAAGAGACAAGUCCCUUUGGAUUGUGUUGUGUAUCGCUAUGGCUCUUUUUCCCUCACCCUGGACAUUGUCCAGGGUAUUGAAAAUGCUGAGAUCCUGCAGGCUGUGACAUCCAGUAAGGGUGAUGCGCUUGAGCUGACCGUGUCCUGCCAAGGCGGGCUACCCAAGGAAGCCUGUAUGGACAUUUCAUCACCAGGGUGCCAGCCCCCUGCGCAGAGGCUGUGCCAGCCUGUGCCACCAAGCCCAGACUGCCAGCUGGUCCUACACCAAGCCCUGAAAGGUGGCUCGGGGAUCUAUUGCCUCAAUGUGUCUUUGACUGAUGCCAACAGCCUGGCAGUGGCCAGCACCCAAAUUGUUGUUCCUGGCCAAGAAGGCGGCCUUGGGCAGGCUCCCUUGCUUGCAGCAGGUGUGUUACUGGUGUUGCUGGCUGUGGUCCUUGCAUCUCUGACAUACAGGCGCAGGCUUAGGAAGCAGGGCUCAGUUCAUCCUGUUUCCCAAAUGGCACACGGUAGCACCCACUGGCUGCGCCUGCCCCCAGUCUUCCGCACUUGCCACACUGGCGAAAACAGCCCGCUCCUAAGUGGACAGCAGGUCUGAGUAACCUCACGACACUGUGCGUUUCCUGGGGUUAACAGCAAUGCCUGCAUCCCUGCAA